This is a messenger RNA of Quercus robur (English oak), 642 nucleotides long. RefSeq names its product RING-H2 finger protein ATL47-like. The transcript has a single exon. The record is from RefSeq and is a predicted model, not a curated record. The coding region runs from base 1 to 642 and encodes 213 amino acids. Gene Ontology annotation, molecular function: zinc ion binding. NCBI's taxonomy places the organism in Eukaryota, Viridiplantae, Streptophyta, Magnoliopsida, Fagales, Fagaceae. Gene Ontology annotation, biological process: protein ubiquitination.
AUGACCAACUCGUUUUUCAAUGCCCCACACCAUCAACAGCUGCACCUUCAGUGGGAUAGCGUCUACAAAUUUGACCUAAUAUCGGUUUGGUUUUUAAGAAUACUUAUGAUUCUCCUCCUAUCCCUCGUAGCCAUAUGGUGUAUCUGCCUAUGCUACGUAUAUUUUGAAGAUUCAAUCCACAUCUGCUGCUCUUAUAUUGGAUCUUUAAUCCACAACUGCUGCUGCCGAGGCCGAACAAUUUCAUCGCCGGUGGCUCGUCCUCCACCUUCGAAUCAGACUCAGACUCAGGGUCAAGAUCAACGUGGGAUGAGAUACACAUUUCAUUCUAGGCCGCGGCCAUGGAAUCAAAGUUACAGAGGCGUCCACCCAACCAAGAUUCUUGCUUUGCCCUUAUACCCUUAUCGCGCAAAUUCAAACCAGAUCAACGAAUGUGUGAUUUGUCUGAGCGAGUUCGAGGAGGAGGAGGCUGUGAAGGAGAUCCCGUUUUGUAAGCACGCGUUUCAUGCGUACUGCCUCGACAUGUGGCUUUCGGUGCAAAAGACCUGCCCGCUUUGUCGUACUAGUCGGCUGGAUGCGAACCAUGAUGUGUGUAUUGAUAUCAAUGAGGGUGUGGGAAGAGGACCAGUAGUUGUUCAAGCUUAA